Messenger RNA from Brienomyrus brachyistius, 2076 nucleotides. RefSeq names its product fibromodulin a (gene fmoda). The record is from RefSeq and is a predicted model, not a curated record. The transcript is spliced from 3 exons. NCBI's taxonomy places the organism in Eukaryota, Metazoa, Chordata, Actinopteri, Osteoglossiformes, Mormyridae. Gene Ontology annotation, molecular function: protein binding. The coding region runs from base 106 to 1152 and encodes 348 amino acids.
UGGCCAGCGCAAGCGAGCUAUAGCCCUGCGAGACUGGCAUACAAGGGGCUGCCUUACCCUCCUCAGUCGCUGCAGUCCUGUUCCAUCUUCCCCAUCAUACUGAGCAUGCGGCUUUUCGUGGUCCUCUUGGUGGCCCUCUUUGACCUGACAUGCUGCCAGAGGCAGGACCCCUUCUUCUGGCUGAUGGCUCUGCGCAGCCGGGGUUACGGCCCCGGGGCACUGCAGGCGGACACCACGGGAGGAGACUGUCCGAUAGUGUGUGACUGUCCACCCAGUUUCCCCGUGGCCAUGUACUGCGAUGACCGUGGCCUUCAGGAGGUCCCUUACGUGCCAUCGCGUAUGAAGUAUGUCUACCUGCAGUACAACAAGAUUACCAGAAUCAGGGAUGACGCUUUCAGCAAUGCCACUCGGCUGGUUUGGGUCAUGCUGCACCGGAAUCAGCUCAGAUCGGACCAGAUUAGCAAGAACGCUUUUGCUAAUUUGAACAGCCUGGAGAGGCUCUAUCUGGACCACAACAAUCUGACCCAAGUGCCAGUAAACUUGCCCGUUUCUAUCAGAGACCUCCGGCUGAACAAUAACAAGAUUUCCAAGAUUGAGACGAGCUCUUUUAAAGGAAUGGACAAUCUCACAGUGCUGUAUCUUCACGCCAAUGAGAUCCAAGAUGUUGGCAGGGUCUUGAAGGAUCUCACUUCACUGACCCUUCUGGACCUCAGCAACAACCACCUGAAGAAAGUCCCACAGGAGCUACCCAAGAUGCUGCAUCAGCUCUACAUGGAGUCCAACAGCAUUGACGCUGUUCCCGUCAACUUCCUCAGUGACUUUUCCCAGCUUCAGUAUGUCCGGAUGUCCCAUAAUGCACUGACAGACCGUGGAAUCCCUCCCAACACCUUCAAUGUCAGCGGCCUGGUGGAGCUGGACCUGUCCUUCAACAAGCUGGAGAAGAUCCCCCCAGUCAGCACCAGCUUGGAGCACCUCUACCUGCAGGCCAAUCACAUCAAAGAGUUCUCCCUGAGCAGCUUCUGCAGUGUGGUGGACAUCAUGAACUUCUCCAGGCUGCGGGUCCUGAGACUGGGAGGAAAUGAGAUCAAUCUGCAGGAUAUGCCUUCUGAAACGGGCCUGUGCCUACGGCGUGCCUCCACCAUCGAGAUUUAAUGAGCCCCCAGCAGGGGGCACAGCAGAAAGCAGCAGUUCCUCCCCCCUCAUACGCUAAAAUGGCCAACAGCAUCCGUGGCGCUGCGUGAAUGAGACAUUUUUAAUGUAACUAUACAAGCUAUAAAACAACGUUUCCACCAUCAAUUUGCACAUCUUAAACAGGAAUGCGAGGAACUCCUUCUCCACUCAGAUUUUACCUCUUAAUGGGUAACAUUAGUCUACAACAUCAAAUAUAUUAUAGCUGUUACUGCAGACUGUUUCAUCAAACACUUUAAUAAGGACUGCUGUUGGCCAAAGCUACCCCUUACAAAUAAGAAGAGCGUUACUUCAAGUUACACAAGUCACCAAGUGAGAGGCAGACAGAGAAAGAGAAGAGUGAGUGAGAGAGAGAGAGAGAGAGAGAGAGAGAGAGAGAGACUCUUGAAUAGACAACCGCAGGUACAGUUUCUUAUAGUCUUAUAGACACUUAAAACCCCAAACCUCGGAGGUACAUGACCACAGUGCCAAUCCACACACAUCUUUAUUUACUAUUUGGGAAUUUAAAUUAGAAUUAAAAUGCUGUGAAUAUUUAUUUAAAAGGAAAUACAAUCAUUUGUUCAUACCUUUAUGCCUUAAAAACAGUAACAUGUAUGUCUGCCUUUUUGAAGUAUAAAAUGUAUUAAUCACGAACUAGCUUGUAUUAAGGGUUAGAACAAUGCAUAUGUGAGUUUUCUUUAUGUAAUGCAUGUUAGAUACAUUUUUUAAAACCAGCCUGUAGGUCAGAAUUGAUAGCUUCAUUAUUGUCAUUUGAACCUGUUGUUUUGAUUAAGGUUAACAUUUUUUCUCAUGAUGUAAAUGCAUUGUAGUGAUUAUUCUAAUUAAAAGAAGAUGGGAAUGCAUGUUUUAGGAUGUUUUUAAGACUACAGAGUACCACUCUUUUGAAUG